Messenger RNA from Cololabis saira (Pacific saury), 3257 nucleotides. Its product is annotated as histone-lysine N-methyltransferase EHMT1-like. The transcript is spliced from 24 exons. Bases 69 to 3212 code for a protein of 1047 amino acids. Lineage: Eukaryota; Metazoa; Chordata; Actinopteri; Beloniformes; Belonidae. Gene Ontology annotation, cellular component: nucleus. Gene Ontology annotation, molecular function: histone methyltransferase activity; protein-lysine N-methyltransferase activity; p53 binding. The record is from RefSeq and is a predicted model, not a curated record.
UCGGGGUAAGGGCGGAAGUGGCCUCCACCGCGUCCAGCUGCAGCGUCGUCUCCGUCGGGUGCAGAGCCAUGGAUCUCAGUGGAGCCCAGGCAGGUGGGGGACCGGGCCGGAGGACCGGCAGCCCCUCUAGGGGGGGACCCGGUCCCGGACCGGGACCACAGACCCCCCCCAGGCCCAGACUGAAGGUCACCCCGUUCCACAACAGCCCCAUCGUGUCCCGGGACGGACCUCUGCGCAGGAAGAGAGCAGCAGCCGGGGCCUCUCCUGGGGGCCCGGUCCUGGGGGCAGCAGCUCUGCCUGGGGGCCCGGCCAGAGAGAGGCCCGGUCCUGGUUCUGCUGGUUCUGCCGGCCCCCCCACCACCACGGCCGGGAGCUGGGAAGAGCAGAGUCCAUCUUCAGGACCCCCUCAACAAACGGCUGCAACAGCACCACCUGCAGGCAGGAAGGCACCAGCUCUGGCCCCGGCAGUCAAGACCCGGUCUGGGCCGCUGGCCAACGCAAAGCCUUAUCACAGCCGCAAAGGCCAGGAAUGGAGAGCUGCCGCCGCCGUCAAAGCUCCAGCGGGUGGGAGGAGGAAGAAGAGGAAGAUGGGAACGUACAACCUGGUCCCCAAGAAGAAGGCCAAGGUUAAGCACCAGGAGAAGAAGGAGGAGCCAGAGGCGGCUGUGGAGUUCCCAGCUGUGACGGAGGAGGAGUCAGGGACCCCACACAAGGCCGGUGUGGGGUGCCAAACUGUGAAGGAGGAGGAACCGGUGACCCCACCAAACGCCGCCCAGGCUGGGGAGAAGAGGGCGAUGAGGGGAGAGUCUCCGGUGGCCUCUGGAGCGGGGAGCCACGCCGAGUACACGGAGCUGGCCCUGGACUGCCUGGACCUGAAGGCCCAGCAGGAGCUGCUCUCUCCCCCCCUCGCAGGUCUGGCGGCGGAUGCUGAGUCUGCAGGAGGAGACCUGGCGGAGGAGCUGCCUCUGUGCUGCUGCCGGAUGGAGACGCCCAACGGAGGGUGGAGCUCCUCCACCCCCGACCAGACCUGCAUGGCCAUGGAGAGCAGCGACGGGACGCUGAGUCGUUGUCAGAGAGCGGUGAUGAAGCAGGAGAUGAUGAGACCGUCCAACACGGUGCACCUGCUGGUUCUGUGUGAGGACCACCGGGCCGGCAUGGUGAAGCACCAGUGCUGCCCCGGCUGUGGACUCUUCUGCAGGACGGGAACCUUCCUGGAGUGCCGGCCUUACGGCAGCAUUUCCCACCGCUUUCACCGCAACUGCGCCUCCAUCCUGAAGGACCGCAGGUUCUGCCCCCACUGUGGAGAGGACGCCAGCGGGGCGGUGGAGGUCACGGCCUCCAGGGCUGACCCGUCCCCCUCCGUACCCAGAUCAAACCUGGGGCCGUCUCUCCCCGCCGUGGCCACCCUGCCGUCAGUCCCAACCUCGCCCGCCGUGCCUCAGAUCCUGAGAGCAAAGAAGAGCAGUGUGCCCCGGAGGAACAGAGACGAGAGCCCCAGCAGGUCCAAGGACGAGGCUGCACAUCCUGCAGACAGGCUUCCCAAAGAGACGCUGGAAAACAUCCUGAUGGCGUUGGACGAUGAGAAUCUGAAACCGAAGAAGGCCAAGUACCCCACCAGGCAGCUGUACGUGUCGGCCAAGCAGGGAGACCUGCAGAGAGUCAUCCAGCUUCUAGUUGAUGGAAAGGACCCCAACUUUGUGAUGGAGGGUCAGAACAAGCACACCCCACUUCAUGCAGCGGCCGCUGAGGGUCACCAGGAGAUCUGCCACAUGCUUGUCCAGGCUGGAGCCAACGUGGACAUGUUUGACGAGGAGCACCGGACCCCGCUGAUGGCAGCCUGUGAAAACAACCACCUGAACACGGUGAAGUACCUGCUCAGGGCCGGAGCUGCCGUCGGACACAAGGACAUCGUGGGUUUCACGUGUCUGCACCUGGCGGCCAAACUGGGACACUACGACGUGGUGCAGCAUCUGCUCAGCAAGGCGUCCAAGUACAUCAACUAUCAGGACGACGGCGGCUGGACUCCCAUCACCUGGUCCAUCGAGCACAAAUACAAGGAGCUGGUGCAGCUGUUCCUGGCCAAAGGUUCUGACGUGAACAUCAGAGACAAGGAGGAGAACGUGUGCCUGCACUGGGCCGCCCUGGUGGGCUGCGACGACAUCGCCCAGUCCCUGCUGGAGGCGCGCUGCAGCCUGGACUCGGUCAACGUCCACGGAGACACGCCGCUGCACGUGGCCGCCAGGGAGAGCCACCUGGACUGUGUGAUGUUGUUUCUGUCCCGCGGAGCGGACGUUACCCAGAAGAACAAGGAGGGACUGACCCCUCUGGACUCGUGCCCCGGCGGCUCCAAGGUGUGGGCCGCCCUGGACACCAACAAGAAGCUGACAGACGCACGGAGAGGACGGGCCAGCCAGGGGGAGAGACUCCUCUGCAGGGAUAUUUCUCGGGGCUACGAGGCCGUUCCCAUCACCUGUGUUAACGGGGUCGACAGCGAGCCGUGCCCUGAGAACUUUAAAUACAUCCCAGACAGCUGCACCACGUCCCCGCUGCACAUGGACAAGGACAUCACUCACCUGCAGCACUGCAGCUGCACAGACGACUGCUCCUCCAGCACCUGCAUGUGCGGCCAGCUCAGCCUGCGCUGCUGGUACGAUAGUGACGGCCGGCUGCCGCCGGACUUCUGCCAGUGGGAGCCGCCGGUGCUGUUUGAGUGCAACCACGCCUGCUCCUGCUGGAGGAGCUGCAGGAACCGGGUGGUGCAGAACGGACUCAGCGUGCGGCUGCAGGUGUUCAGGACCCCCAAGAUGGGCUGGGGGGUGAGGGCCAUGCAGGACCUUCCUCAGGGAACCUUCAUCUGCGAGUACGUCGGGGAGAUCAUCGCAGAUUCAGAGGCCGACAAGAGAGAGAACGACUCCUUCCUGUUCACUCUCGACAACAAGGUGGGGGACGUCCACUGCAUCGACGCCCGGCUCUUCGGCAACGUGGGCCGCUUCAUCAACCACCUGUGUGAGCCCAACCUGCUGGCCGUGAGGGUGUUCACCACGCACCAGGACCUCCGCUUCCCCCGGAUAGCCUUCUUCUGCAGCCGGCCCGUCAGAGCCGGAGAGCAGCUGGGGAUGGACUACGGGGACAACUACUGGAGGGUGAAGAGCAAGUACCUGAGCUGCCAGUGUGGCUCUCCCAAGUGCCGCCACUCCGCCGCCGGCAGAUAGACCUUCUUCUGACCUCUGACCUUCCUGCUGACCUCUGACUUUCCU